UGCAAAUACCUACAUUAAUUAGUCCCGGAUGUAUGGCAAAGUCUCGGUUUGAGUACGUAAAACAGUUCGAGCAGGACGAUAAACUGCUACUUGGGACAUGGAUAGUUAUCAGAAUCGAUGGCAGAAAUUUUCAUAGAUUUAGCGACGAACACGGAUUUCUGAAGCCAAACGACGAACGGGCGUUGCAACUUAUGAACAAGUGUGCAGAAUGCGUCAUGUACGAAUUCGGUGAAAUAGUGUUGGCAUACGGACAGAGUGACGAAUACAGUUUUGUGCUUCGGCCGCGCACAACGCUCUUCAAGAGACGAGCAAGCAAACUAUUAUCGACGAUCGUAAGCUACUUUGCAUCAUCGUACGUCUACCAAUGGCGUGGUUUCUUUGGCGAGAAGCCGAUGAUCUACCCUCCAAUGUUCGACGGCCGCGUUAUCCUCUACCCAACACUUAACACACUGAGAGACUACCUGAGCUGGAGACAGGCAGACUGUCACAUUAACAACUUGUAUAACACGUGCUUUUGGUGUUUGGUCAAGUCUGGGCAGAUGACAGAUGCAGCCGAGUCGAGGCUAAGUGGCACAUCAUCUAGCGACAAGAACGAGAUCCUGUUCACCGAAUUCAGCAUCAACUACAAUGACUUGCCAGCCAUCUUUCGGAAAGGAUCAACUCUCAUAUGGCAUGAGGUUGACGAAACAAUAACAAAACAAUGUCGAACAAAAGACGACGAGACGAUCACAGAAAGGCCAGUACUGAGAACAAGGAAGUCCAUACUGACAUUACACGUCGACGUCAUUGGAGACGAAUUUUGGGCAGAACAUGCAGACAUCAUGGACGAAUAACAGCUGGUCAAACAUUGAUAUCAAUAUAUUGAUUUCACUCAAGGAAACAUCUAGUUUAAGAGAAACGGUUUGUAGUGGUAUUAAUUAAUUAUGUACGUACAUA
This is a messenger RNA of Corticium candelabrum, 936 nucleotides long. Its product is annotated as probable tRNA(His) guanylyltransferase. Gene Ontology annotation, molecular function: magnesium ion binding; tRNA guanylyltransferase activity. NCBI's taxonomy places the organism in Eukaryota, Metazoa, Porifera, Homoscleromorpha, Homosclerophorida, Plakinidae. The transcript has 7 exons. Gene Ontology annotation, biological process: tRNA modification. Bases 33 to 833 code for a protein of 266 amino acids. The record is from RefSeq and is a predicted model, not a curated record.